Molecule: messenger RNA, 4209 nt
Organism: Loxodonta africana (African savanna elephant)
Lineage: Eukaryota; Metazoa; Chordata; Mammalia; Proboscidea; Elephantidae
Gene: ATPSCKMT
Product: ATP synthase c subunit lysine N-methyltransferase
Exons: 5
Coding region: 391-1098 (235 amino acids)
Biological process (GO): peptidyl-lysine trimethylation; regulation of mitochondrial ATP synthesis coupled proton transport; positive regulation of proton-transporting ATP synthase activity, rotational mechanism
Cellular component (GO): mitochondrion
Molecular function (GO): protein-lysine N-methyltransferase activity
Source: RefSeq, a predicted model, not a curated record
CCCUCUGAGGAACCAGCCCGUCUGCCUCUCGCGAGAGGCCGCAAUACCUCGCGCAUGCGCGGUACCGUGGCGCGGAGACUUAUUUCGCAACCGAUACUAAUUUAACGCCGGACAGUACCUUCUGGAACCAGCGGCCUUCGGAAACUUCUAUCUUUAGGAAACGGUGGGGGGAAGCUCGAAGACACAGACGGGAACUUUUAGAACCCAGGAGCCAAGAAGUGAUAGAAUUUAGUCAUUUCUUAAAGCUAUGAAAUUGGGGAUUUCUGGGUAGUGGGUCCCAGCGAGAAACCCACUUACUUAAGGGAUUAGUUUCUCCCGCCUUCUCGCCCGGCUCCUGGGGGAUGGUAGGACCAACUUCCGGUCUCGUUUUAAGCGGCUGGAAAUCUCGCGAUGGAGCGCGGAGGUGCCCCCCUGGAAGCCCUGCAAGGAGGAGGUCGGUCACUGUGUGGCCCUCCCAUGAGCUUGGAAGCUGACUGCUUGAAGACAAGGCGCUGGGGGCUCUUCCUGACCGGGGCUGUUGGCGGGACACUCGCAGCCCUGUACGCUGUGGCCACGCCGUUCCUGAUGCCAGCCCUCCGCAGAGUCUGCCUGCCCUUCGUCCCGGCGACGCCGCGGCAGGUGGAGAAUGUGAUGAAGGUGCUGCGCGGCAGGAACGGGCCCCUGGUGGACAUCGGCAGCGGCGACGGGCGCGUCGUGAUAGCAGCUGCAAAGGAGGGGUUCCCGGCCGUUGGUUAUGAACUAAAUCCGUGGCUGGUUUGGUACUCCAGAUACCGCGCAUGGCGAGAAGGCGUGCGUGACUCUGCCAGAUUUUACAUCUCAGAUUUGUGGAAGGUCACGUUUUCGCAGUACACAAACGUGGUUAUUUUCGGAGUGCCUCAGAUGAUGCCGCAGUUGGAGAAGAAACUUGAGCUCGAACUCAAGGAAGGUGCCAGAGUCAUUGCUUGCCGCUUCCCAUUCCCGCACUGGAUCCCAGACCACGUCACAGGCGAGGGGAUAGACACCGUGUGGGCGUAUGAUGUGAGCACGUUCCGAGGAGGUGCAAGGGAAGCCGGGAUGCCAAAGUACUCCCCGUCAGCUGUGCAUGUUCAUACUCAAUGAGUGUGUUUCCUGAGGUGCGAGGGGUCCCGGGACGCUGACAUACUCCCCGUUGGCUGUGCACGUUCACACUUACUGAGCAUGUUCUUGAAGUGCAAGGGGACCCGGGACACCAGCACACUCCCUGUCAGCCGUGCACGUUCACACUCACUGAGCGUGUUUCUGAAGUGCAAGAGGACCCGGGACACCAGCACACUCCCUGUCAGCCUUGCACGUUCACACUGAGCGUGUUUCCUGAAGUGCCAGGGGACCCGGGACACCAACGCACUCCCUGUCAGCCGUGCACGUUCACACUCACUGAGCGUGUUUCUGAAGUGCAAGGGGACCGGGGACACCAACACACUCCCUGUCAGCCUUGCACGUUCACACUGAGCGUGUUUCCUGAAGUGCAAGGGGACCCGGGACACCAACACACUCCCUGUCAGCCUUGCACGUUCACACUGAGCGUGUUUCCUGAAGUGCAAGGGGACCCGGGACACCAACACACUCCCUGUCAGCCUUGCACGUUCACACUGAGCGUGUUUCCUGAAGUGCCAGGGGGCCCGGGACACCAACGCACUCCCUGUCAGCCGUGCACGUUCACACUCACUGAGCGUGUUUCUGAAGCGCCAGGGGACCCGGGACACCAACACACUCCCUGUCAGCCUUGCACGUUCACACUGAGCGUGUUUCCUGAAGUACCAGGGGGCCCGGGACACCAACGCACUCCCUGUCAGCCAUGCACGUUCACGCUCACUGAGCGUGUUUGCUGAAGUGCUGGCUUUUCAUUUUAGAGGAGCUGCCUGCACACAUUAGCAGACUUCUCGGGGCGGAACGGGAAGUCGCUGUCCUGAACAAACAGAAGAAAUACGGGCAGGUUUAGACUCCCCUUCCGUGGCUCACCCUGAGCACUGUACUCACUGCUCUUCGUGCUGCUGGAUGUCUGCAGACAGGAUCUACUGCAGCCCGAGCUGGGCAGGGAGGCUUCCACAGCCCCCCACCGUGAGGAGUGUGGGUUAACGCCUCGAAGAGAAGACAUGACGUGUUAGCAAAUGCUUGCCGUUUCUACAGCUGCAAAAUAAAGGAAUAAAGUUUCUUUAUUCAUACUGAAGAUUUAUCUCUUCUGUGUACUUCAUGGCAAAAUUAAUUUUCUAAAUGAUUUAGGGAGAUAUUUGUAUUUUAUAACAUUUGUUAGGAAUAAUUUGUUCCAGGGCCAGUGAAGUACCUUAUUGUAUUGAAUCUGAGAUAUACGUUUGCUUGCAUGUAUGUGUGUGUGUGUGUGUGUGUGUGUGUAUACACAUUUUAGCAUUUCGGAAAUUUUGGCAUGCCUUCCAGUCGAUGGAGUUUCAUAAUUUUGAUUGGCGUUGUAUGUCAUGAUGUAGCUGUAUCAACUCUGAUUGACAGUGUCUUCAAUUUGAUGAGUAUGGUAUUCAGAGAAGCUAUGUGGUGUGGUAGAAUAAUUGGUAGCGAUUUAAUAAUAAAACAAGCGAUUGUGAGCUCUGGAGUAAGCCAGCCCUGUGGUCAGAUGUUGGCCUCAUCUGCAGGGGGCCGUGAUCUUGGACUUAGCUCUGAGCCCAGAUUCCUGAGAGUUCCUGCCAUCAGGAUAGCGAUACUUUGAAUAGGCCCGGGGGCAGGUGUGUAAAAUGCAGCACACAGCCUGUGGUCCUGAGCGGAAGAGUGUCUACAUGGAAGUUGUGGAUUACUCCUGCUAGUUACUUCUCUUAUAAAAGCUGCUGUUUGUUUAAUAUUUCUCAUUUAUGAGGAGACUUGGCUGAUUUAGAUAAAAGACACGUGGAGGAAAACCUUCAAAUGUGAGGAGACAGACUUCAUAUAUCUGAAAAUUAAUACUGAGUGGCGGCUCGAAUAAUUCCUGUUAUCACAGAAAUGAACACCCAGUCCUACUCUGACACCUAAAUACCAAACUGUCUUAAUGGAGAUUUGAUAAAGUGAGAUAGUUCGCAUCUUCAACUAAACUGAUAAAAAUAUGAUCAAUUUGGUAAUUUCCAUUUAAAUGAGAAGCAACCAGGGACCCAUUCAUUCAUUGAGCAAACGUUUAUAGCAUGUCUAUGGUCCCUGGCUGGUGCAAACACUUAAGCAUUUGGCUGCUAACCAAAGGUUGGAGGUUCGAGUCCACCUAGAGUCCCUUUGGAGGAAACCCCUGGCCAUAUAUGUCCAAAAAUGAGCUGUUGAAAACCCUGUGGAGCACAGUUCUACUCUGACACACAUGGGGUCGUCAUGAGUCAGAGUCGACACCAACUGGGAAAAAAAGAAAAAAAGUUGUGUAGAUUCAGCAGUGACUGGACACACAGGGCCCCUACCCUCAUGGAAUUUAUAUUCUAGACAGGGAGACAUGCAGACAGACGAGUGCCCUUCAGUAUGGUAAGUUCUCUGAGACAAGUAAGCUGUGAGAGAGAGCAGCUAUGAGACCUGGGAGUAUUGUGGGUGUUGGCCAGGGUCUUGGUGGCCCACACGGACCCCUCCUCAGUAGCCCCUGAUCCCUUUGAGGAGAAUGGAUUGCUUCAUGGAAGUGCUGGGAUUCACAGUCUUCUGGAUCUUUAGUUGCUUUUUGAAACGAUGCCUUAUUAAGUGAACUCUACAACAAGGACUGUCCUGUGUAGGUUAUUGUGACCUCUGUCCCUGGCUGGCCUGAAUUGUUAUCAAUUACUGGGUUAAGAAUAUUGAUCAAAUUUGCAUACAACACAGAGCAGGGCCUGGGAGCUGCUAUGUUAAUGCCAAAAAUGGCGUUCUGCAAUGUCUGUAUGGAUUGCAAUCAGGGGCAGGUGCUAACAUGACAAAGUUUAAAGUUAAAACCAAGAAUGCAAACACAGCUUAGGGGUGAUGUGGGGAGGCCUGGAGGCCCACCUCAGGUCUGUGACUGAGCGUGUCCCCAUGGGAACGCAUCUUUGCCCAGAAGCCUGGCCCCAGGAUGACGACCCUUGUGUCCCCAGGUGCACGGUGGGCCCUUCAGACCCUUGGACAGCCCUGGCCUGCAGGCUGCCCUCAAUGUUAGCUCCACCAUGGGCUCCUGAACCCAAGUUUACACAUUUAAACCUGAGACUCUCCCAGAUACACCAUGCCUGCCAUGGCCGGGUGACACCAAGCUCUGUGACAGGUCAGCCAGACGACACGGAGAAC